Messenger RNA from Misgurnus anguillicaudatus (oriental weatherfish), 4298 nucleotides. It is a transcript of the gene plrdgb, whose product is annotated as PITP-less RdgB-like protein. Gene Ontology annotation, cellular component: cytoplasm. Gene Ontology annotation, biological process: phospholipid transport. Gene Ontology annotation, molecular function: phosphatidylcholine binding; phosphatidylcholine intramembrane carrier activity; phosphatidylinositol transfer activity. The record is from RefSeq and is a predicted model, not a curated record. Lineage: Eukaryota; Metazoa; Chordata; Actinopteri; Cypriniformes; Cobitidae.
GGCUCGUGCACAUUCGUCACAGACGCGUUCGCGUGACGAGAUAGGCUACUUUCCGAGCCAUGCGUCAUAGUGGUUCUCAGACGCACCACUUUUGGCGCGGAUGCGCGCUGCACUUUAACGGUAUUUCGUGGUCGCAGGUGCACGACAGGUAGUUAAAGAUUAGACUGCAGUACUAACUUGGUCACUUGUGCGAGGAAGUAGGUGUUUUUUGGCUAUAGGCGCGCACACUGUGAUUCCGUUUGGUGAUCAAUUGAUUUUAAACUAACGGUCGCGCGUAUACCUGUGUAACGGGGCAGGAUGGAAAAAGAGACGCGAGUGCCCUCUCGAAAACACAGCGCAUCCCACUGGAGACUCCAAAACAUUGCACAGGAAUCUGUUGAAAGCUCUGAUGAGGAGUUUUUUGAUGCCAGAGAUGUUAUGGAGGGAAAGGCAGCCAUGCUUCUGGGAAUGAGUCAGUGGAACUCCAAUGAUCUGGUGGAGCAGAUUGAGACACUGGGACACAUGGAAAACUCAAGAGAGAGUCUAUAUAGACUAUGUCACCCACGCUGUGCUCCGCAGAGCAGUGUUGAUGGGCUGGAAGACAUAGAGAGGAAGUGCAGAACACAGCUGCUCAUCCUGGUGAUUCAUGGGGGUCACAUCUUGGAUUCUGGAGGUGGUGACCCUGGCGGGAAGGCGGGUGAUGCUGCCACCCUGGCAUCCGUGUUGGAGCGUGUGGCGCGGGCUCACUUCCAGGCAGCCGCAGACAGAAUGCUGGUCAGAUUGGUGCCCUGCCCACCAGUGUGCGCUGAUGCUUUCUCGCUAGUUUCUAAUUUGAAUCCAUACAGUUAUGAUGAGACGUGUGUAUCCAGCAGUGUGGAUCACUUGCCACUGGCCGCUCUGCCCAUCCUUGCCAUAGCUGCUCCCCAUUACCAAAACGCAGUGGCAACAGUCAUUGCUCAGGCCAAUCAGGUUUACCGAAAUUUCCUUCAGUCCCCAGAGGGCGUGGGCUUCACCGGACAGGUGUGUCUGGUAGCAGACUGUGUUGGCGGUGUCCUUUGUUUUGACGCCUUGUGUUUUAGUGGCGACAAGCAGCACAAAAGCCCCGUGGACAGCAGCACGAACAACAGCACAGAGUCUCUGAAGGAGAAGCCAGGUGUUGUGAACUCUCUAAGUCCGACACUGAGAGGCAGCAAGCGGCUGAGUAAGAGUAACAUUGAUGUGUCGACUCCGUCUGACGUGCUGUCUGGAAUUCGUCAUCCUCUCAUCCGCAAACAGAGCGACUCGUGUGACGCAGAUGUAGCCAGUGGUCAACGUGAGGUCUUUCUCAGCAGUUUGUCUCAGGACGAUCACUGCGGCUCCAGACAGCUUCUCAAUCCGGGCUGUUUUGAGUUCGAAGUGUCAGACUGCUUUAUGUUGGGCUGCCCGCUGGGAUUGGUGCUCGCUAUGAGGAGAACAGUGUUGCCUUCUGUUGAGGUGGCUCAGCUCCGUCCAGCUUGUUCUCAGAUUUUUAAUCUGUUCUACCCGUCUGAUCCUUCUGCCUCACGUCUGGAACCCCUGCUUCAUCCGGCUCUCACCCAGCUGCCCCCGUUUCCUGUUUCCAGAUACCAGCGUUACCCCCUGGGUGAUGGGCGCUCUACUCUCAUUGCUGACCUGGUGCUGAGACGCAUGUCAGACGGCAGUGUUUUUGUAGAUGGGACCCCAGUGCAUUCUUGUUCAGGAAGCGGAUCCCGCAGGGGCAGCAGUCGAGCUGUGCCGCACGGCCCUGCCCACCCUGAGCCGACUGAACCUGCCACAAGCGAGCCUGUUAGCAUUUCACAAUUAUGCAAUAGGUGGUGGGGCACAAAGCGGUUGGAUUACGUGCUAUACUGUCCUGAUGUGCUCACCACAUUCCCAACUAUAGCACUGCCUCAUCUGUUUCAUGCCUCAUACUGGGAGUCCACAGAUGCUGUGGCCUUUAUUCUCAGACAGGUGAUGCGAUGUGACUGCCUGAAGGCUGGAGAGGCAGAUUGUUCAGACACGAUGCCCAUCUCCCCAUCCAGCCCACGUGAGAAGUGGCUUCGGAGAAGGACACAUGUCAAACUUCGGAAUGUAACAGCGAAUCACAGAGUUUAUGAUGUCAUUGGGACAGAGGAUGGCCCUCAGACACUGGUGGGACGGUUCAUGUACGGGCCUCUUGACAUGGUGACCCUGACUGGAGAGAAGGUUGAUGUGUUUUUAAUGACUCAGUCUGGCUCUGGCCGUUGGGUGCUGUUUGACACUGUGGUAACCAGCAACAGCGGACGGGUCUCCUACACCAUUCCUGAAAAUAAAAAACUUGGGUUGGGUGUCUACCCCAUCAAAAUGGUGGUCAAAGGUGACCAGACAAGCGCAGAGGCAUUUCUUACAGUGUUACCCCGGGGAAUGGACUGUGUGGUGUUUAGCAUUGAUGGAUCCUUUGCUGCCAGUGUCUCGCUAAUGGGUAGCGAUCCUAAAGUCCGUCCAGGUGCUGUUGACGUGGUCAGACACUGGCAGGAUCUUGGAUAUCUAAUCAUCUACAUUACUGGUCGUCCUGACAUGCAGAAGCAGAGGGUCGUGUCCUGGCUCUCUCAACACAACUUCCCACAGGGGAUGGUCUUCUUCUCUGAAGGUCUCGUUCACGACCCCUUGCGUCAGAAAACCAUUUUUCUCAAGAGUCUGGUGAACGAGUGUCACAUUAAGAUCAGUGCGGCAUAUGGUUCAAUGAAGGACAUGUCAGUGUACAGUACUUUGGGACUCGCACCUAAUCAGAUAUACAUUGUGGGCAGACCAUCGAAGAAGCAUCAACAGCAGUGCCAGUUUAUAAGUGAAGGCUACGCAGCUCACCUGUCUGCUCUGGAGUUCGAGCACGGCUCGCGCUCCAAAAAGAACCGCAUGGUACUGCGUCAGGGAUCUUUUGGCUUGUCCCCCAAGACGGACUUCCUGUCACCGUCCCCGGACUUCCUGUCCUGCAAGCGCACCCCGCUGUUGCGUCGAGCCAUGUCUGUUCAGCAGCCGUCUCCGCCCUCCUCAUCUGUCUCCACCCCCAAACCCGAGCGUGCUCAGAGUCAACCCGAAUCUCACAAAGAUGGCCCGGAGAUUCGCAUUCAGACCGAAGAGGAUGAGGAAGAGGAGGAGGAGGCUGAAAAAAUACAGGAUGUUGUUCUGUAGCACCAUUAGUUUCAGAAAAGUACGUUGAGGGAUUGCAUCGUCAUUUAUUACGAUCACACAUCAAGAUCCCAAGAACUUUUCAUCUCAUCUGUAAACAUGACAGAUCGAUUCACAGCAGUAUAAAAACCAAGUGGUGAGUGGUAUAAAGCUUAUAGGAUCCUAGCAGAGAUGUGAACGUGGACCUCAAAGAGGCUUGAUAAUGAUCAAGCUGAACGUUUGGACAAUGAAUGCUUCAUCAUGUCAUACGUGACCACCAGCUUGUCGUUGACUAAAGGAUGGAGGAAUGUGGGGUUAAUUGAAUUUUUCUGAUAAAAACAGAACUAUAUGGCACAGAACGGCGAUAUACAGGAAUAUAAAUGUGCUAUAGUGUGGCGAUGUUUUUUAUGGUAGUUUUAUACCUGGAAACUUAUUUCUUGUGUUGUGAGAGCUCUCCACAGAUUCCUUUAAUGGUCUUUGCAAAGGUAACCAUGGACAUGAGCACCUGAACUUUAUCUAUUUAUAGCAGAGCUACAAGACUCACCUGCGCCAUCCUCCAGAUGCUGUAACAUGUCUGUUUCUUAGAAACCUGUUUUCUUGUUGGUUGAAAUUAGGUGUAGGUAAAAGGAGCUUACAUAAACAGACCCUACAGGCAUCCUUCAAAUUUAUAGAAUAUAAACAAAGACAUUUCAUAGCAGUUUAUUGAAGCAUUGCUUGCUUUUUGAGACAUUUCGCUCAUACUGAUUCUUUCAUACAAUGCAGACUAUCAGCUGUUCAGUAUGUCUUGACAUUAACUUUUAAACAUGCCCUGAUCUUACAGGAAUUGGUACAUAUUUUAUGAGUUGGCUAAAUUGUAUGUAUUUGUACGAAGUGAAUUGUACAAAAACUUACAAUUGUUAGAAAAAUAAUGAUGGAACUUCUAGCCCCGCCCCUAAGCCCAACUUCACUUUGCCGAAAACAAAAUCAUACAAAAACACAAAGUUGGUCGUACGAAUUUGCCACCUCAUAAAAUACGUACGAAAUCCCCUGAGAUUGUGCUGAACAUGCCAUGCUGUUAUUUGAUGUUUAUAACAUUUUCAGAGAGAAUUGCACAAAAUUGUAUAUAAUUGUAUAAAUGUAUUUCAUAGACUGUGUUAUUGGAUGUUAUAAAAUUAUCUGUUGAAAUGCAUUUGUCAAGU